AAAAUUAAUUCCAUGAAUUCCGUGACGCAUUCAAAGUCGAUUAAUAUCGCAAAAUAAACUAACGGUAUCUUAACGAAACACUUUUCUUAUCACUCAGUAGCACCGUUUACAAGCAAUUUAUUUAUUUUUCACGCUAAUUCGUCCCAAUCUCGAAUAAAUCGCAAAGUCAAUGUUUUUUUUUGUACACAAAACAGUCAAAUUCAGCUAAAACUGCUAUCAGAUUGUCUGAAAAAUGUCAAUUCCCGUAAUUGAAACAACAAAUAUCGACUUACCGUUUACGUUGCCGCUCCCUGGAGGACUCUCGGUGCCCGACAAGCUCGAAAUCGGCGUAAAUUUGGAAAAUGACUCAUUUUUAGCGGUAACAUUCAAAGCCGCAGACGAUGAUUUAAUCGAUUCUCGAGUGCCUCUAAGCUUAUCGCUUUCAUUGGAGCGAGCAAUUUGCAAAAGUGGCAAAAAUAACCAAUGGGACCGAGUCGAGUUGACUAAACGAUUUGCACUUCCGAAUGAAUUUCGUCUUGGAAUUGUAACUUGCGACACCGGAUUUCGCCUGGAAAUCAACGGAAAUUUUUAUUCUUCGUUUUCGCACCAAUUUCCGCCUUCAGCAGCGAGAAUCUUGGAAAUUUCCGUCGAAAAAGGCACGGGAAAUGUCAAUUUUUUGACUUUACAGAAGGAAAUUCGAUGGAUUUCGGCGAAAAUUGGUUCCCAAAUUGCUGGAAUCGCUCUCGAAGCGGGACAUGACGACAAAAAUAACGAAAUUUACCUGGGAAGAGGCUUGAAAAACAAUAAUUUGUUGGUUGUGGCGGCGAAUUAUGCGAAAAACAGGGCAACUGUGGCUUUGGGCGGCAAAGAAUGGCCCAUUGAGGAAUUUGAGGUGCUUCAAAACGACAUGUUCUUUGGCUGGAAACGAAUUUCAGAAGAAAAAUCUCUUCCGACGAGGGCAGUUGAGGCAGGUUUCGACGAAAACGGGAAUAUUUUGUACGUUGGACGAGUGGCGCAUGAAAAAAAUUUGCUUCUUGGAUCAGUUAACAGCGGAAAUUCAGUUCUUUCGGUCCCGUUCAAGGGAAAAGAAUUCAAAUUUUCCACAAAUUACGAAGUUUUAACGAUUCUCACGCCAAAAGAAGUCAAAAAUAUCGAACGAGCGGCAAUUCUCAAUCAAAAAUUACAAGAAAUAGACUCUCGUGGUUACAUUCCGACCUCAAAACCCUUCAAUUGUGCCAUUUGUAUGGAAGAAUGCCAGCGAAGUGAUGGCGUCUUACUUCGGGAUUGCCUUCACGAGUUCUGCAAAAGCUGUUUGGCGAGUCAUAUUCAGUACAGCGACGAAGCGGCAGUCAAGUGUCCCUUUCAAGAUGACGUCUAUCAGUGCGUUUGUUGCCUGCAAGACCGCGAAAUACGGGCAAUUGUCACGAUGGAGCUGUACAAAAAACAUUUGGCAAAGUCAUUAAGACAGGCGGAGAGUCAAAUGGAAAAUACCUUUCAUUGUUUGGUGGCAAAUUGCGAAGGAUGGUGCACGUAUGACGAGAAUGUGGUCAUGUUCAUUUGUCCCAUUUGCCAAGCACGGAAUUGUUUGAAGUGUAAGGUAAUUCAUGACGGCACAUGCAAAGAAUACCACGAAAAGCUCAAACGAGACCGUGAAUUGCAACAAAAAGCUGAAAACGAGAAACAAACUCAAGCUCAAAUGGACGCCAUGUUUCAAAAUCGAGAGGUUAUGGAAUGUCAUAGAUGUGGAGCCAUAAUACAAAAAACGACCGGAUGCGAUCACGUUAUUUGUGCUGUUUGUAAAAGUCAUCUAAAUUGGGCCUUGAGAGGACAAAGAUAUUAGCUGAAAAUAAGAUUAAAUUUUUCAUUUUUACAGAUGAAAAUUUUUUUUAAAAGACUAAAAUCAUCACAAGAAUCUCUUUAAUUUUACGUUUUUCGUAUUUUUUUUUGAAAAAUAAGUUUAACCGAAAAAAUGUGAAAAAAUAUAAAAAUUAAACAGAAGACACAACCUAAAAUUACAAUAAGUGUCAGUGAAUGAAAAUAUUUAAUUUUUGAUAUUUAAAAUUUUCAUUUCGUCAAAAUAUCAAAAAAAAAAAAAAUUAAAAAUAAUAUUUUUUAGAAGAAAAUU
Culicoides brevitarsis is the source of this 2104-nucleotide messenger RNA. RefSeq lists its product as uncharacterized. Gene Ontology annotation, biological process: proteasome-mediated ubiquitin-dependent protein catabolic process; protein linear polyubiquitination. NCBI's taxonomy places the organism in Eukaryota, Metazoa, Arthropoda, Insecta, Diptera, Ceratopogonidae. The coding region runs from base 233 to 1819 and encodes 528 amino acids. The transcript is spliced from 3 exons. The record is from RefSeq and is a predicted model, not a curated record. Gene Ontology annotation, cellular component: ubiquitin ligase complex. Gene Ontology annotation, molecular function: carbohydrate binding; metal ion binding; ubiquitin binding.